This is a messenger RNA of Clarias gariepinus (North African catfish), 2826 nucleotides long. RefSeq names its product synaptotagmin III (gene syt3). Bases 740 to 2428 code for a protein of 562 amino acids. Gene Ontology annotation, cellular component: membrane. The record is from RefSeq and is a predicted model, not a curated record. Gene Ontology annotation, molecular function: SNARE binding; phosphatidylserine binding; calcium ion binding. Gene Ontology annotation, biological process: cellular response to calcium ion; regulation of calcium ion-dependent exocytosis; regulation of dopamine secretion. NCBI's taxonomy places the organism in Eukaryota, Metazoa, Chordata, Actinopteri, Siluriformes, Clariidae. The transcript is spliced from 12 exons.
CAUGCUGUGAAGGAGGCAGGGGAAAAACAGAGCGAGGAGAGACAGACGGAGAGGAGAGAGACGGGAGAGGAGGAGGAGAGAUGAUCCUUAUUCUUCUCUGCCUCUCAGUCUAGCCUGUGGCAUCCAUCCUUCUGCAUCCCUGCAUCCGUCCGUCUCUCCACAGCCCUGCACCCCAGGCGAUGUUGGACAUUCUUCCAAAGCAGCCGUGAACCACAAAAAGCUUGAAUGGGGAAAGCAGGAGAGUGUGUUAGUGUGUCCCUGAGGAACUACACAGCCCAGAAUUUAACUCUGCUCUGAGAAAGAACGAAGGAACGAAUUCUGUACCACUUUCUCUGCCAAAAAUAUCCAUGGUUACUUCACCAUGACUAGGACUUUAUGCCGUCGGAAGCAUCUAUAACAACAAUUAGAAUGUAAAUGAAAAAAAAAAAUCCUGGAGAAAUCUGAUCCACUUUCUGUUGCAGUUAUUCUCAUCACGUUUCCUUGAUCAAAGACCCGAUGCUGUCACGAAAGAGGAUGAAUGUGGCUCCGAAAGCGAUGGAUAUGGAAGCCAUUAAGAGCCCCAAUUAACUAAGUGCUACAAACGAGAUAUUUGAAUGAAGCCUCUUUGUCUCUAAACAAAUAUAAAAAAAAAAAAGAAAGUGGCCUAAAUUUUUUCCCACUCAGAUCCCGUCCGGUUUGCGUGGGCAGGUGUGGGGCUGUGCCGCAAUUCGUGGGUUAGGAGUGCGAUGCGGAUUGGAGGAUGUCAGGGGAUUGGGAAGAAGACUUGUGCAAGAAGGCGCUGGUGCUGGUGGAGGAGCUGUGCUUCCGCUCGGGAGGAUACAGCCAGACCGCCAGCUGCGAGGAGUUCAGAUACAUGUUGAGGGGACGCAACGGACAUAUUGACACAGAGAUCUCGGUCAGCCUUCUCUCCGUCAUCGUGACGUUCUGCGGCAUCGUGCUUCUUUCCGUCUCACUCUUCGUGUCUUGGAAGCUCUGUUGGUUGCCAUGGAGAGACAAAGAGGGCGGUGGUCUAAGCCUGACAGCUGGGCUUCUCCCUGGAGGGGCGGGGCUUCACGGGGUAGCUGGAGGCUCCUCCCUCCUCCCCCCUUUACUGCACAGGAAAGACACACACUCGUCAUCUUCUCUUUAUCCGUCUCUGGCACAGGCCGGCCAGCACCACCCUCACUUCUCUGACCUGAUGGGGGUGGAGGGCGGAGGGGCCAUGGUGGUGGGCGGGGUUGUGGGCGGUCCUCAGGAAAUGCAGGAGCACUCCUACCUGGACAUGGACUCCUACCCCAAUAACGCAGGGAAUAUUAAAUUGAGUCAGACGUCUCCUGAACUGCCACCUCCUGACACGGUGUCUGCUGCAAAGGACCUGACCAACGCCCACCCGCAACAGCCUGCCCCCAGGCCCAAGCCCAUGACUCAUCAGCUCUCCAGCCCUGAUUUCCACGGAGAGGAGAAGAGCGAGCAGGUGACCAGCAUCGGUCAGAUCAAGCCCGAGCUGUACCGGCCGCGGCAGGGCGAGCAGGGCGAGGGCAAGCAGGGCGACACGUGCGGAAAAAUCAGCUUCCUACUCCGCUACGCCUUCAAUACGGAACAGCUGGUGGUGAAGAUCCUCAAAGCUCUGGACCUGCCAGCCAAAGACGCCAACGGUUUCUCUGACCCAUACGUGAAGAUCUACCUGCUGCCUGACAGGAAGAAGAAGUUUCAGACCAAGGUCCACAGGAAAACCCUGAACCCGGUGUUUAACGAGACGUUCCAGUUCGGCGUGCCGUUGGCCGAGCUUCACUCACGCAAGCUGCACUUCUCCAUCUAUGACUUUGACCGUUUUUCCAGACACGACCUGAUCGGUCAGGUGGUGGUGGAGAACUUGCUGGACUUCAGCGAGGGCAGCGGGGACAAACCCAUCUGGAGGGACAUUGUGGAAGGGACAGCGGAGAAAGCUGAUCUUGGGGAGUUGAACUUCUCACUGUGUUACUUGCCGACAGCCGGCCGACUAACCGCCACCGUCAUCAAGGCCACUAACCUCAAAGCCAUGGACCUGACAGGCUUCUCAGACCCAUACGUGAAGGCGUCCCUGGUGUGUGAUGGACGCAGGUUGAAGAAGAGAAAGACAUCCAUUAAGAAGAACACGCUGAACCCCACCUACAACGAGGCUCUGGUGUUUGAUAUCCCUAACGAGAACAUCGAGAGUGUCUCACUCAUCAUCGCUGUCAUGGACUAUGACUGUAUUGGCCAUAAUGAGGUGAUUGGGAUGUGUCGUGUGGGCAGUGAUGCUGAAGGCCCCGGCAGAGAGCACUGGACGGCCAUGUUGGCAAACCCCCGUAAGCCCAUCGAGCACUGGCACCAGCUGGUGGAGGAAAAAUCUAUUAACACGUAUGUGUCAAAGACUGCUACAGCCUCGCCAAAACCGCACAUUGUGGUGGACAGCCCUCACUCCGACUAGACACAUGGGUCUGCAUUGCCGUUGCUCAAGACAUUCAUCUUUUCCCUCAUCUGUGAAUAAAUCUCUCCAUCAAUUGAAAGAAGUGAAAAACAGACACUGCUACAAACUUUUCACAGCACACACACACACACACACACACACCAAGUAGUCUAUAGACCCACUAUACACACACACACACACACACAAACACACGAGCAGGUACACACACCUCAAUGGAAGGCGUGGUCAGCAGGUGUGACAUCACACACAUGUUGGUUUAUUCAGGGGUAAACAAACACAUGAUGCACAUUCCCAAAUCUAAAGAUCUGAAAAUCUACAAAAUAUGUUUAUUUAGUUAUUUAAGACUGAGUGGGAAAAAAAGAGAUUUUUAAAAAGGAGCCGUAGCUGUAAUUUCACUA